AUGUUCUUGUCACAAUGGACAGUUAAAUAUGAGCAGAUUGGUAGCAAUUACAUAUAUCGACCUGCGAACUGGGAUCCCGAUAUUGACUCUUUUUUUCCUCUCUCCGUUCAUUACCAGACUGAUACCCUUCAGUUUGUUGAGUACAUCGAGAUCCCCUCGUUUACUUGUCUAUCUCAGCAUCAGAGAAUGUAUGCUAUCCAACCAGCUGUUGAAGAUUACCAGACAAAUAACUUUAUUUGCAGAAACCGGUUAGCCAUUCGUAAAGGAAUUGACGGCGCAAGAUUACACACCCGUAUUGCUUUGGCAGGGAAGCCCCCAACUAUCGGGCGGAGGAGGUUCUUCGGAGCCUUGUCGCGGGCGACACCACCUGGUACAGGGAACGCCUUCGUGGCCGAUCCUGUGGCGAGCGUGGGUAGCGCCAGGCCGUCGCAACGCGCACAAAGGGUUGGGCUGGCUUGUGAUAGCUGGCUUAAGGCCAAAGUAUUAGAGGGCGUUUGGGGUAAUACCCUGCGCUGGGCUCUGUUACGUGGGAAAGAAACACACAAAGGAGCUUUGUGUUUAUGUGUGUGCCUGGGUAAUCUUGUUAAACUCCGUCGUGCUGGGGAUAGAGCAUUGCAAUUAUUGCUCUUCAACGAGGAAUCCCUAGUAAGCGCAAGUCAUCAGCUUGCGUUGAUUACCGUCCCUGCCCUUUGUACACACCGCCCGUCGCUACUACCGAUUGAAUGGCUCAGUGAGGCGUCCGGACUGGCCCAGAGAGGUGGGCAACUACCACUCAGGGCCGGAAAGCUCAUGUCUCCAAACUCGGUCAUUUAG
Molecule: messenger RNA, 813 nt
Organism: Trichoderma harzianum CBS 226.95
Lineage: Eukaryota; Fungi; Ascomycota; Sordariomycetes; Hypocreales; Hypocreaceae
Exons: 8
Coding region: 1-813 (270 amino acids)
Source: RefSeq, a predicted model, not a curated record